ACUGUCAGAUAUCAGUGUUGCCAAUAGUAUAUGUUUAUCAAUUUUAUUAUUUUUUUUUGAAUUAAUAUUCCUUAAUUCCCAUUUUACUGCUUUACCGCAACAAUUAUUUAUUAGUAAACGUUUUACAUUCAAAAUUAGUAAAUGUAUUAAAUUUAAAAACCGAAGAAAUUGAAAUAAUAAUUUACGGAAGUAUUACGAAAUUCACCACAGGAAACAAGUGGCGUCCGAAUCGAAAACCAUGUGCUGAACGAAAACUGUCAAAUUGACGGCAAAAAAAUCCAAACCUUUUAAAAAAGCAUAUAAAAAAACACUACCAGAUUGAUUUUUUGCAGUUCCGAUAAUUUUUUCAAGAAAAUGACAGAUUUGGAGUCUCCGAAAAAGACCAAUGAUUGCUAUUUUUACUAUUAUUCGACAUGUUCAAAGGGAGACAGCUGUGGAUUUCGACAUGAACCUUCUGCAUUGGGCUGCGAAACAAUGUGCGCCUUCUGGAAAGAAGGCAAAUGUUUAAAUGUACACUGUAAUUUUAGACAUAUGGAAUUGAGGAAAAAUCGAAAAGCAAUUCCUUGUUAUUGGGAGACUCAACCUGGGGGAUGUUUGAAGCCCCACUGCCCUUUUAUGCAUCAGAAAUCAGGAAAUAUAAAUCAGCGGGAUGAAAAAAUAGAUAGAACAGACAAUGGCUUACCUGAAAACUGCAACCAAGCUAGCAGUUUCAAAGGGAGUCUAUCGGGUGCAUCUGUUGACAGUUUAGUGGUGAAUUUCGAAGAAGAAUCUGACAACGAAACCACACCUAUAAAAUUACCAGUUAUAAAGGGGGGCACGCCUAAAGUGAAAAGUUUGGAUGAAAUAAAGUUGGAAAAAAUAGCAGCAGCGUGUGCUGCUUAUUACUCCUACCCAACCGAAGAACUUCCCAGCCAAUCAGCACAAUCAAACACUGGAGAAGACCUAAGAAAUAGAAUAAUCCAACGUGUAAACAGGAAACAGUCCAACUUACAAUUGGUGAAACGAAAAUUAACUUCAGAUGAACUAGCUCAUAUCCUUGGUGAUGAUACUUUAAAAACCCAAGAAAUCGAUGUUCCAAGAUUUAAUAAUAAACCCUCGUUUGAAAGGGAAAAAUCUCCAGAAUUUAAAAUCAAAUCUUUGGCUGAAAUCCGAGCAGAAAGGACCGUACAAUCCAGCAAAAGAUUUGACGAAACUGAAGAAAAGGAGAGUCCCAAUAAUGCGAAGAAACGAAAACAUUCUCCUAUAAGAUUGGAAAGAAACAAAAUCUUAAAAACGGAUUCCGGUCUGACAAAAGAAACUCUGGACGAAGCCGAGGUUACCAGUACAAGUACAGACGAACCUGACACUCCUACAGAAGAAAAACAACCUGUCAAGCCAUUGAGAAAACUGAAUUUGAAAAAAGUAAAAUCUGUUUCUGAAGAAGUUCAUAAAGAUUCACCUAAAGAGCUCAUGGACACCACAGAAUUGUCUGAUAAUAAACUGCAAAGAAGCAGUUCAAAUAAAACUUUAGAUGAAUCUGAACUUCUGCUGGAUGAUAAUGAUGAUGAUAUUAACGUUAAUCUGAAAGCAGAAGACGAGCUUCUGAAUGAAAUUGACAAUUUGCUUGACGACUAAUUUAAGUAUUCCUAAUGAGUAGUUCAAAUGUACCUUUGAUGGAAUAUAAGCCCUGAUUCCAAAUUAUGAGACCAAUCAAAUUUAUUUCUUUUAUAUGUGAAAGGGGUCUGUGUCUAAAGGUUUAUAUAAGAAACAGAAUUUAAAAAACUUAAAUCUUUCUCCGAUGAAGUUGGGUACUCUCCGAAAAAGUACUAGGAAGACUUCCUAGUACUUUUAGUUCCUAGUCACCUAAAUUUCUGCUUGAUGAUAACGAUAUUAACGUUGGUCUGAAAGCUGGAGACAAGCUUCUUGAGUCAUGUUAUAAAAUUGAAACAAUUUGCUUGAUGACUGAUUCAAGUAUUAAUUAUAGUAAGUAGUUCAAAUAAACCUUUCAUAGGAAUAGAAUUUCUGAUUCCAAUUAAUGAAAUCAAUCAAAAUUGUGUUAUCUGUGAAAGAAUGGUGCUUAAAAGAUUCAGUGUCCAAAAGGUUUAUAUAAUUUAACAUUUAGACACUGUAUACAAUUUGCCUUGAAUUUAGUUAUGCCUUUUUAAAAAUAUGAUCUAUAACGUAUAAAAAAUACACAUCAAAGACGCAUAAUUAAAUAUGAACUCAUAUAGUAGUUCAAAAGUAACUUUUGUUUAUAAAUAUUUAAGGAUUAAGAUGUCAAAUUAAUGUAAAUAGUUAUUACAUUUAUAAAUAAAUUUCGUAUAAUUGUUAAUUUAAAAGUCGUAGAUGACGACAAAUGUUGAAAUAAAAUGAUUUCUUAAA
Sitophilus oryzae (rice weevil) is the source of this 2361-nucleotide messenger RNA. Its product is annotated as zinc finger CCCH domain-containing protein 11A-like. Lineage: Eukaryota; Metazoa; Arthropoda; Insecta; Coleoptera; Curculionidae. Bases 355 to 1614 code for a protein of 419 amino acids. The transcript is spliced from 7 exons. The record is from RefSeq and is a predicted model, not a curated record. Gene Ontology annotation, molecular function: metal ion binding.